This is a messenger RNA of Xenopus tropicalis (tropical clawed frog), 2436 nucleotides long. It is a transcript of the gene matcap1, whose product is annotated as microtubule associated tyrosine carboxypeptidase 1. The transcript is spliced from 7 exons. The record is from RefSeq and is a predicted model, not a curated record. Bases 215 to 1591 code for a protein of 458 amino acids. Lineage: Eukaryota; Metazoa; Chordata; Amphibia; Anura; Pipidae.
GCGAGAUUUUAUUUGUGACACUGAAGCCUUGUGUCUGGAGUAGGCGGCCGGCAGGUUGUGAGGAGGUACAUGUUUAAACGGCGUUGCGGGUAAUGGAACACUAAACCGGCACUGUCGUUGUGUUAUGAAAAUCAGGACUAUAGUGCGAAUCCAGCACCUGUCUGGCACCAUAUUGGUGUUUGCAAACGGUUAAUGUGCUUUUGUGGAAGAUAAAAUGGUGCUGGUAUCAGGUAUUGGAAUUCAAGAUCAUGAUGCAAAACAGAAGAAAAAAACAUCACAGACCAACAGCCAUCGUUUAUAUUCCUGCCCCCCUUUGUCUCAAGCCUUACACCGCUCUAGUUGUAUUACCUCUACUUUUACCAGUGGUACCAGAAGCAAAUGUAAGACACAAAUUCUUCCACAGAGUGAGACCAAGAAGCAGGCUGGAUUCCCAGUAUACAUAGGGCAAUGCAGCUGGAUGCGUCGAAGUGAGAGUUCCUGCACCAUUAAUAGCAGUGGCAGCUCUCGGGGACGUCUGCGAAGUUCAGGUUCCUUACCACAUAUUGCCAGAACUAGAAGUGAGCAGAGGAUUGUUCAGAAGAGUUCCUGCCUUCUUGUAGCAUUGCGACCCAUCAAUGUUGAAGAGGAAAAGACCAAAUUUUUUACAUCCAAUUAUACAUAUAACCCCCAAUUUCAAUAUCAAGAACCAAUGCCCACCAGCGUUCUUGAAAAAUACAGUCAGGCAUCUAACCAAUUCCUUGCUCAGUCUGUUCGGAUACUAAGCACAGUUAUAAGGAAGUAUGGCGAUUAUGAAAACUUUCAAGCUGUGACAGGCGGAAAUCUUCUGAGCAAGAGCCAGAUCUGGGCAUGCUGCCGGAAAUACAUGCAGAAGGAAGGUUGUAGUGGAGAGGUGGUGGUACAACUCACUGAAGACUUACUCUCUCAAGCAGUUAUGACAAUUGAGAACAGCCGACCCACUCUCAGCAUUAAUCUGCUUGGUGCUAGACAGCACUGGCUAGAGGGGAUGCUUCGGCAUGAAAUUGGCACCCAUUACUUACGUGGGGUAAAUGAUGCACGUCAGCCUUGGCAUGGUUCAGAAGGGCGAAAGAGGUUUUCACUGAAGCCAGCAAAUCCCACUGAGGAAGGCCUGGCAAGCCUACACAGUGUGCUGUUCCGGAAGAAUCCAUACCUGUGGCGUGCUGCACUUCUUUACUACACUGUAAGCCGUGCAGCUAGCUCAAGUUUCUCUGAGCUUUUCCACGACUUGCAGCAAUUUGUGCAGGACCCCAAUGUUCGAUGGGAAUACUGUGUACGAGUUAAACGGGGACAGAAAGACACUGGACAAACAGGCUGCUUCAGUAAAGACCAAGUCUAUCUUGAUGGAAUACUGCGCAUUCUGCGGCACCGACAUACCAUCGAUUUUCGCCUGUUAACUUCCCUUGGAAAGGUAUCCUAUGAGGAUGUAGAUGAGCUACAGAAGUUUGCCGAGCUAGAUAAUAUUCGGAUUCCUCACUUUAUGCAGGAUCUGGAGAAAUACCACCAUCAACUUCGGCACAUCAUGGAAACAAACCAGCUUACUGAUGAGGAGCUGCAAGCUUUACUACCUAACUGAUGAGGGCAGAAUGCUGUCUAAAGCAACCCCCAGUCACAGCAAGGGCUAAAUGGGUUAUGGCUACGGGAUUGGAGGAGAAUUGUGUUUUACUUACAGUAUACAGUAUGUAUUGGGAAAGUAGUAGGUGUUUCUGUAACAGUGAAUUAGAAGAUUUGAUGCACUGUUAUAUAGUAAAUGGGAGUAAUGGGGCACAGUGCACUGUGAAACAGAACUGUUGUGCAGAACAGGAGUAAAAGGAGGACCAGUCUAAUGAGCACAAUUUCACAUUGCUAAAGUGUUAAUUAAUGCUCAUGAUUUCAUUUCUUAGUGAUGUGUGCACGGGGUGAAUGAUUUAAAAGUAAAGAGUAAAGGCCCAGUUCUACAUGCACUCAUUAGCUUUUUAGGGCAUAGGCUUCUGUGCCCCUUCCCACUGCUAGCAGUGUCCUGUGUCCUAUUACAUACCUUCUAUGAUCCUUAGGACAUGGCCCUACUUUUUUCAUGUUGCAUAUACUCAUGUGCUGCCCAUUGUGUACAUCAGGGACCGUGCAUCCUGAGCCAGUGCAUUGUCCCUGUGUGCAACAGAAUAUAAGUUUUGAGUGCACAAAAUGCUUUAACUUAAGUGACUUAGGGAUAUUGGCCAUGGGAAGUAGCACAGCAGGCCCUUACCCUAACAGUAUUAAAAUGAGGUGACAAUUAAUCAUGCCCUCAGUUUCCUUUAAAUGACUGAGUUAAUGACUUAACUGCAUGUUUUUAGGAAUAAAGCAGCAAGUUUUAAAACAUCCUAUACAUUAUAAGUAAUAUUUCUUAAUUGUGUGUUUUUGUUUUUCACCUGUAAAUAUUAUUUAAUAAAAUGUAAAAAGAACCAC